Molecule: messenger RNA, 868 nt
Organism: Racocetra persica
Lineage: Eukaryota; Fungi; Glomeromycota; Glomeromycetes; Diversisporales; Gigasporaceae
Source: the annotation of a GenBank genome assembly
AUGUCCGAGAAAGUAAUUGAAAUUAAACAAAUUGGUAAAAGAUAUGGCGAUAAAACAGUUUUAAAUAAUGUUUCUUUUGCCGUGCGAAAAGGAACUAUUCAUGGCUUUAUUGGUCCUAAUGGAGCCGGUAAAACGACUACACUCAGCAUUUUGACCCGCUUAGUCUUGCCAACCCACGGCGAGGCUUAUAUUGAAGGUAAAUCAGUUAACCGCGACCCUCGCUUUAAUGAGCAGUUGGGUUUUAUUCCUGCCGAACCAAAAUUUCCUAAUUUGACAGUGGAAAAAUAUCUGCUAGAUGUUGGCUAUUUGCGGGAUAUUCCGAGCGAAGUAGUAUUACGAAAAUUGGUUGGCUCACCACUUUCCCAAUUUCGUUCGCAAAAUUGUCAUUCUCUCUCAACUGACCCUAGUUUUCGCCAAGAUUUAUUUAACAAUUUGAAAAAUAUUCGUGACAAAGGUGGCACCAUUCUAAUGUCAACCCACAUUCUUUCUGACCUCCAAAAAUUAGCCGACGAUAUUACUAUGAUUAGGCGAGGUCGAAUAGUCUACACGGGUCCAAAAACGGACGAUAUUGAAAAAACCUAUGAGGAUUAUUUUGUGGAAAAAGCUUUCAAAGGCACAGUGGAAGCAGCAAAUUCGGAGGAAUUUCAAAAAUUAGACCCUGAAGCAAAAAGUAAAUGGGACAAAGCAUAUUCUUUUUCAGAUGGAAACAGGUUAAGAUUUGGAGUGUGGAAAAAUGAUAGGAUUAAAAAAUCUAACAGAGAAACAAUAGAAAAGUAUGUAAAGAAAUUAGAAGAAGGCGAUGAAGAAGUGAAAGAUUGGGGAUACCAAGAAAGAUUGCAAUUUUUGACUUGGCGAAGUGCUGAUAAUG